Messenger RNA from Arabis nemorensis, 354 nucleotides. NCBI's taxonomy places the organism in Eukaryota, Viridiplantae, Streptophyta, Magnoliopsida, Brassicales, Brassicaceae. The record is from the annotation of a GenBank genome assembly.
AUGUCGAUUUCGAAAGAACAGUUGAGAAAGGAUGUGGAAAUAUUUGAGUCAUUUUUGAAAGAUAUAUGGUAUUCUAGACAAAAUUUCCAAGAACGUAUUCAACCUGUUGAAGGGGAUCCCAGUCUCUACCUUGAAAAUAUGUCAAGCGAUGGAUAUUGGGGUGAUCAUAUCACCUUGCAAGCAGCAGCAAAUCUGUUCGGUGUGGUUAUAAAUGUGCUAGAUGUUACUACAUCUACAAGCACUAUCAAUUUGGUUGAAAUUAGGCCUCAAGGGGAACAAAACGAAGACCCACCACAACUCUGGAUAAGUUUAUGGGACAACUUACAUUAUACGUCCUUAGAAGAGAACUUUUAA